AUGGCAACAUCUUAUGCUCUUCGUCUCUUCUGCAAUCUCUCAUGUUCCAUCUUUCUUGCGUCAAUCAUCUCUCGGUCCUGGAACGUCAUCGCCGAUUCCGGGCUAGUUGACAAGGUCUACAAGCAAGCAUCUGAUUACAAAUUUUGCAAUGACGCUCUUAACUCCGAUCCGCGCACGCCAGGCGCUGAUGAGAUCACACUAGCCUAUGUGGCCUUCGGCUUGGCGUAUCGUAAGGCUUCGAGCACCCAACUCCAGAUAACUUCGCUGCUCAAUAACUCGACCAGUCCAGUGCACGAGCACCUCGAGCAAUGCCACGGAGAUUACGUAACGGCCAUCGCAAAAAUUCAAGAGGCUUUAACAGACUUGGACUCCGAGACCUACGACGGGUUGGCCGGCUUGGCGAGCAAGGCAGGCGACCGAGCGGUUGACUGCGAAUCAGCCUUUAACAGGACAAAAUCACCCUUGACUGAUAACAACAGGGAUCUCAAGGGGCUUUCAGAGAUUUGUGUUGCUGUUGCACAUUUAUUUUCAUAA
This is a messenger RNA of Rhodamnia argentea, 534 nucleotides long. Its product is annotated as putative invertase inhibitor. The transcript has a single exon. The coding region runs from base 1 to 534 and encodes 177 amino acids. The record is from RefSeq and is a predicted model, not a curated record. Lineage: Eukaryota; Viridiplantae; Streptophyta; Magnoliopsida; Myrtales; Myrtaceae. Gene Ontology annotation, molecular function: enzyme inhibitor activity.